GCCUGGAACUGGUUGGUCCUGAUUACAGAGAGAUGUUUUCAGUUCUGCAAUGCAGUUUCUUCACCUUGGGGAUGUGUAUUUUAUCUGGCCUCGCUUACGCCUUUCCUGCGUGGAAACACAUUGCGUACACCUCGUCCAGCGUUCUCGUGCCUUUGCUUGUCAUCAUGUGGUUUGCCCCAGAAUCGCCGCGUUGGAACCUUUUGAAUGACAGACUCGAAGAAACGUACGAUUUGUUCCUCAACAUUCUCGGGGAUUCACCGGCUAAAAUGAAAAUGGCUCAAGUUUUUGUCAAACGGCUUGAGGCUGUGCAAAAGUCAGAGUUGAAGGAGUACCGGUUGGAGACUGGGUCUGGACUGAGAGAAAGUAUUAGAAAAGUGUUCCAAACCAAGCAGAUGAGGAACAAGAUGUUGCUCAUGACAUAUGAAUGGGCAACAGCUCAGACUGUGUACAUAGGGCUGGGUUACUAUGGCCCAGGGAUUCAUGAAAACCCAUACCUAGCAUUUUUCCUGUCAUCAGCGGUGGAGUUUUUGUGUUUUCCUGUGGCCUAUUGGUACAUGCACAGAGUGGGGAGAAGACCAGCUUAUGCACUGAGCACUGGAACUUCUGCAGCAUUAAUGGCAGUAUUCUUGGUGGCCAAAUUGUCCAUUGCAGCUGCUUUCUUGAUAACCAUCCCAUAUGCAGGUGAACUGUACCCAACAGAACUCAGGGCGUUUGGGUUUUCUGUGGGGUCUGUUCUUGGUGGCCUGGUGUGCAGUCCUGCUCCUCUGGUUGUAUAUCUUGGAGCAAGUAACUUGGCAUUGCCUUUGAUCAUCUUUGGGUGCUUGGCUGUGGCUGGAGGCAUUCUUUCCCUGCUGUUGCCUGAAACCCUGGGCAAGGCAAUGCCUCAGACUGUGCAAGAAGCUGACGAGAACAAGCUCAUACCCUUCUCAUCAGCCUUUUCCCCUCAGGGCAUCAAAUCUCUCUUUACAGUGAAAGCAUGAAAGUUAUCAUGCAGUCAAAAAAACAUUGUGUACGUUGCCGGCUGUGUCAUAAAAUUGGUGCGUUUGUUGCACAUGAAUGUCUGGGGUCAUAUCGUCAUGACGAAGAAUGUUCGUGGAAUGGAAAGCAAGGGAUUGAAUUGCUAAUAAAACUUUGAAAGCUGAUCCUUUUGUGAUGAAGAAAAGGUGUG
This is a messenger RNA of Notodromas monacha, 1168 nucleotides long. Lineage: Eukaryota; Metazoa; Arthropoda; Ostracoda; Podocopida; Cyprididae. The record is from the annotation of a GenBank genome assembly.